This is a messenger RNA of Truncatella angustata, 1386 nucleotides long. RefSeq names its product cell wall glycosyl hydrolase. Gene Ontology annotation, biological process: fungal-type cell wall biogenesis; carbohydrate catabolic process. NCBI's taxonomy places the organism in Eukaryota, Fungi, Ascomycota, Sordariomycetes, Amphisphaeriales, Sporocadaceae. Gene Ontology annotation, molecular function: mannan endo-1,6-alpha-mannosidase activity. The transcript has 4 exons. Bases 1 to 1386 code for a protein of 461 amino acids. The record is from RefSeq and is a predicted model, not a curated record.
AUGUAUUCGCGCUUUUGGACAUGGACUAUAUGCGUGGCUAGCUCACUCUCUCACGUCUCGGCCGUUGAGAUUGAUUGGAGUUCCGAUUCAUCGAUCAAAGAGGGCGCAUCGACACUUGCGUAUGGCCUAUUACAAUAUUAUACUGGUAACAAUACAGGAGAUGUCCCAGGCAAUCUACCAGAUCCAUACUAUUGGUGGGAAGCUGGAGCAGUUUUCGGUACUCUGAUCGACUACUGGGCUUUUACAGGGGACGAAACAUACGUCGACUUGACGUUCCAAGCAUUGCAGCAUCAAGUCGGCGAUGAUGGCGACUUUAUGCCAAACAACCAGACCCUUACCGAAGGUAACGACGACCAGGGUUUCUGGGCGCUGUCUGCCAUGACAGCAGCAGAGAUGGGGUUCAAAAAUCCAGAUUCGACGGGUGUGCAAUGGCUGGCACUAGCACAAGCCGUUUUUAACGAAUAUUCAUGGCGCUGGGAUAAUGGCACUUGUGGCGGCGGAUUACGAUGGCAAGUAUACACAUUUAAUAACGGCUGGGACUACAAGAACAGCGUCUCGAAUGGGUGCUUCUUCAACAUAGCCGCUCGCCUGGCUCGAUACACUGGCAAUACGACCUACGCCGACUGGGCCGAGACGAUAUAUGACUGGAUGGAGAACGUCGGGUUCAUAGACGACGAUUACAACGUGUACGACGGCGCGUCUGAUCUGACUAGCUGUGCCGAGAUCGACAAAUCUCAGUGGACAUAUAACGCGGGCAUCUUCAUGGAAGGGUCUGCUGCCAUGUGGAACUACACCAACGGCACAUCGGAUAAAUGGGAAACGCGGACAUUGGGACUACUCAAUACCACUGCGAACUACUUCUUCAACGAGAGCGUUAUGUUUGAGCCGCCCUGCGAGCCGCAGAGCAACUGUAAAACGGAUAGUUACUCGUUCAAGGCUUAUCUGGUAAGAUGGAUGGCCAAGACGACGCAGUUCAUGUCAUCGACAUAUGACACGGUAUACCCGUUGCUACUAGCAUCCGCUAAAGCCGCGGCUCUUCAGUGUAGUGGAACCGGAGACGGCACCGCUGGACGUUCGCUGGAUGGAUACGCAUGUGGUCAGCACUGGGUUUGGGGUUCGACCAACGACGGCACGAGCGGUGUGGGCCAGCAGAUGUCAGGCCUAUCGGCCGUGUUCUACACCCUUGUCCAGGGAGCGCCCGCUCCUUACACGGCCGUGACAGGUGGAAACUCAACGGGCAACAGCGAUGGAGGAUCUUCAAAGUCGGAAAGCGAUGUAAAGGGUGUACGAGAUAUAACAACAGGGGAUAAGGCUGGCGCUGGGAUAUUGACAGCACUCGUUCUGGGUGGUUUACUGAGCGGAGUAGGAUUCAUGGUCAUGGAGUAG